Messenger RNA from Oncorhynchus kisutch (coho salmon), 588 nucleotides. It is a transcript of the gene endou, whose product is annotated as endonuclease, polyU-specific. Gene Ontology annotation, molecular function: RNA endonuclease activity. The coding region runs from base 1 to 588 and encodes 195 amino acids. Lineage: Eukaryota; Metazoa; Chordata; Actinopteri; Salmoniformes; Salmonidae. The transcript is spliced from 6 exons. The record is from RefSeq and is a predicted model, not a curated record.
AUGGCCACAGGGGUAUCAGCAGGGUCAGGCAGCCAGGGAAGACCAGUCUGUGAUGGAGCUGAGGGCCGUUGUGACGAGAAGUACAACUCUCAGAACAAGUGCCACUGCAACUCCAAGUGCUCCCAGUAUGACAACUGCUGCAAUGACUAUGUAGCCCUCUGUAAUGGUGAGAGGGCUCUGGUGGUGGAGAUACCGGCAGUAACAUCACUGAUCCCGUCUCUGUCUAAAGCUCUGUAUGCUCUGGAAUCCAACAAGCCCUCUGCGUCAGAGCUGAUCAUUGACUCCCAGGCCAGAGUGCCCGUCUCCCAGACCUGCUCCCAGAACAACCUUUGUGAGUGGACUUCCUACCCUGAUGUUCUUGGGAUGCAGUUUACGUGGGAUGGCUACUUCAAGCAGGUUGGUUCUGCCAUCAUUGGCUGCAGUUCUGAGUUGGCCAUGUACAGUCUUUGCUACAUCACCCGUCCAGGGAAACAGUGUAAACAGAGCCUGGGAGGGAAGCCACUGGUGAUCCAGACCUACACCUGGGAACACUCCUCCUAUGGGAAUGGGAAGAAGUACAUCGGCUCCGCCUUCCCUGCCAUGCCCUAG